This is a messenger RNA of Helobdella robusta, 549 nucleotides long. RefSeq lists its product as hypothetical. Lineage: Eukaryota; Metazoa; Annelida; Clitellata; Rhynchobdellida; Glossiphoniidae. The transcript is spliced from 6 exons. The record is from RefSeq and is a predicted model, not a curated record. Gene Ontology annotation, biological process: chemical synaptic transmission. The annotation marks the transcript as partial. Gene Ontology annotation, cellular component: postsynaptic density membrane; neuromuscular junction; neuron projection. Gene Ontology annotation, molecular function: protein binding.
GAUUCGAAUUACGUCUACGAGACAAUCACACUGGACAGAGGGACGAAGGGGUUUGGAUUCAGCAUUUCAGGGGGGUCCAACAAUCCGCACAUCCCUGGUGAUCCCAGCAUCUACGUCACUGAUAUCCUUGGUAACCACUCUGCCGCACUGGAUGGAAGAUUCAGAAUAAACGACAUCAUUGUAUCAGUGAACAAGGCAAACAUGUGCAACAUUCCUCACAUGACUGCUGUUGAAAUCCUGAAGAAUGCCGGGGACACUGUCACCUUUGUCAUAAAGAGAAGAAGGAAUCCAAACGAGGUGUCAGUUAAGUUGGAGAUCAUCAAAACAAAUCGAGGCUACAUUGGAGGAGGGGUGGGCAACCAGCACAUCCCCGGCGACAAUGGAAUUUUCGUGACUGACAUCGUCAGAGAUGGUGCUUCCUACGGAAAGCUACAAAUAUCAGAUCGACUCAUUUAUGUGAACGGGGUGAACUUGGAGAACGUGACCCACGACAAAGCAGUGAUGGUCCUGAAAUCGACCCAGGAUCGUGUGGUGAUGAUCGUCGGGAGG